This is a messenger RNA of Tilletiaria anomala UBC 951, 591 nucleotides long. RefSeq names its product S-adenosyl-L-methionine-dependent methyltransferase. The record is from RefSeq and is a predicted model, not a curated record. Gene Ontology annotation, molecular function: S-adenosylmethionine-dependent methyltransferase activity. Lineage: Eukaryota; Fungi; Basidiomycota; Exobasidiomycetes; Georgefischeriales; Tilletiariaceae. The transcript has 2 exons. The annotation marks the transcript as partial.
GUAGGAGAACUGCAAAAAGUUGUCACAGAACGAUCCAGUCAGGGCGACCAUCAUGUAUGGGAUGAUGCAUGGUCUCAAUCGCUGACGCCUUGGGACGCUCAAGAAGCACAGCCAGGCCUACUGUGGGCUCUCAAUUACCCUGAAAUUGCCAAGCACUUGCCCAAAGGCGGAAAGGCGCUGGUUGCAGGCUGUGGAAGAGGCUAUGAUGCCGAGCAACUCGCAAAGGCUGGCUACUCGCCGUCGAUCGGCGUCGACAUCUCCCCUAUAGCCGUCGCAAAGGCUAAGGAAUGGUUCGCUGCCAAGGGAGACCAGAGCGUGAAAAAGGCGGUGCAAUUUUUCGAGGCGGAUUUUUUCAAGUUAGGCACGUCGGAAGGCAACCUAGCGGUCGGAACGGAUGUCACCGUUGCAUACGACUACACGUUCUUCUGCGCUUUACCGCCAAGCUUCAGGUCGAUGUGGGCUGAUAUCUACUCCAAAGUAAUUAAAGCGGACGGUGUGCUCAUUUGCAUGGUAUAUCCCAUCCACGGAGACCGUCCUGGCGGUCCACCGUACUCAGUCAGCCCGCAGAUGUACAAAGACCUGCUUUCCUCG